Messenger RNA from Protopterus annectens (West African lungfish), 818 nucleotides. RefSeq names its product mannose-specific lectin-like. Lineage: Eukaryota; Metazoa; Chordata; Ceratodontiformes; Protopteridae. Bases 78 to 500 code for a protein of 140 amino acids. The record is from RefSeq and is a predicted model, not a curated record. The transcript has 4 exons.
UCCUUUUUUUUGAAUGCCUGAGCACAGGAGCAUUUAAUUUAAGACACUCAAGUGAGAAACAAACCUGCAACAUCAGCAUGGCAUGUCUUGUGAAGUACUUGAUUCUUUGUCUUCUGGUUGCUGGUGGGAUGUGUGGAGAUCAACUGACAGCGAAUACAUUUCUGAAUAAAGGAGAAAGCCUCGUUUCAAAUAAUGGAUACUACAGAGCUGUCUUUCAGACUGAUGGAAACUUUGUCAUCUAUACGGUGAAUGGGAAGGUACUCUGGGCAUCCAAUACAGCUGGAAAAGCUGAUGCAGCUAAACUGAUUCUGCAGACUGACAACAACCUGGUAAUGUACACAUACGGGGGCGUGGCAGUAUGGUCAUCUAAGACAGCAAAGGCUUACGGCAGCAACUGUGUCUUGAUUAUGCAGAAUGAUGGGAAUUUGGUGACAUACAGAUCAACUUGUACCAUUUCACCGAUUGAUGCCGUCUGGUCCUCAGGAACUGCACAGAAAUGAUGAGUCAUUAAAGGCAACACAUGAAUGGAGACAGAUGUCAAGGCACACCUGACUGCAUGUAUUACUACCUUCGUGCUACUGAUUUGGCAUCAUCAGAAUGUUACAAUUUUGCAUUACAUUCUAUUUGUAGCCAAGAUUGUGGCUGAAAAUGAUCUUUGUGAUUUAAUCUUUAAAUGUUAAUCAAAUGAAUGAAAGAUACACAUAUAAAUUAAGUACAAGUAGAAAAUGAUACUAUUUUCCUGGAAUAUUUAUUAUUUUAUGUAUGAAAAGCCUUCAAUUAUUGUAGGUACAGAGUACAAUAAUAUACUUUUCAUAUUA